This is a messenger RNA of Knipowitschia caucasica, 897 nucleotides long. Lineage: Eukaryota; Metazoa; Chordata; Actinopteri; Gobiiformes; Gobiidae. The record is from the annotation of a GenBank genome assembly.
AUGGGGCUGUCCGUGUGGGCCAUCGCUGCUAUCGUGUGCAACUCUGCGGUGGGCGUCCUCAUCUUGAUCCUGUUUGUUAUUCUCUACAAAGCCUGCAAGGUGCCUUCAAAGCAGAAAGAGAAACAGGCUGUCCUGUCACUGGACGCUGACAGGAGGACAGUAGAACACAAGACCGACAACAGCAUCAAGCAGCUCAGUCUUCUUAUCCCCACUGUGACGCUGGGACUGUCCAUCUGUCACUCUGUUUGCUUUGCACAUGUGCAGACUGAUCCCUCUGCAGAGCACUUCACAUGUUGCAGAGGAGGAGCCACCGCCAACAUGAUGGAAGAAAUAGAUAGAUUUCAAGUGCCCAGCGUCGUGCAGGACGCGGAGAUGCAGGCGGAGAUGCAGCCGCUGGACCCAGCCUCAUCCACCACUUCAGAGGCAGAGUCAGACACCAGGGAGGGUGAACCUGUCUCCAUCAACUACAAGCCCUCUCCUUUGCAGAUGAAAAUAGAGAAACAGAGAGAACUUGGGAGAAAGGGUUCACUGAAAAACACAAACACUGUGGGGAGUCCAGUCAACCAGCAGCCCAAGAAGAACAACGUGAUGGCCCGGACACGGUUGGUUGUGCCAAAUAAAGGAUAUUCCUCUUUAGACCAGAGCCCAGAUGAGAAGCCUUUGGUGGCCUUAGAUACAGACAGUGAUGAUGACUUUGACAUGUCGAGAUACUCCUCAUCAGGAUACUCGUCUGCUGAACAAAUCAACCAAGAUCUGAACAUCCAGUUGCUCAAAGACGGUUACCGCCUCGAUGAAAUCCCUGAUGAUGAGGACUUAGACCUGAUCCCGCCCAAAUCUGUGAACCCCACGUGCAUGUGCUGCCAGGCCACCUCCUCCACCACCUGCCACAUACAGUAA